GAAAAUUUUCUCUAAAUGGUUCACAAGACAAGCGACAUGGGAGCAUACUCGCACAACAAGAAAUGGUCAAGAAAUGGUCAGCCGGCAACUGACCGAUCUGGUUACAGAAAACAGACUGACAACACGAUGUCCAGCCGAGACUUAACACACUCGUGCUGGUCGUAACUAAUCCAUUUAUCGCUCAGAGUACGCGCAUGCCUAAAGGAAAACUGUCCGCUUUCGACUAAAAUGCGCUGAUCAGAAACAGGAGUAGGUUUACUACUACUUUCAGAGACCGGCCAAUGAUUUUUAUAGAUGAGAGUAAGUAUUCGCGCAGACACUGGGUAUUUUGGCUACAUCUCCAGAUUCGGACUGAGCGCUGGCACAUUUGCUCUUAUUUUACUACCGUCCUCGUGACGCACGUUGACACCCUAGGAUCCUAAUUAAUACCGUCCAAAUAAACGACGACUGACGCACCGCGCCGAGCCUGGAAGGGCGCCGCAGAUCGGAUCAAUAGGUUAAGUGCGGAUUACCCAUAAGAACGUUCAAUACUGAAAAAAGCUGGUCUUAUGCAAUGUAGUUUGAAAGUUAAAUCUGAACAUUAACUGACAGUCUCAGACCGGAAUCUUAAGAAAAAUCAGCGCGUUCCUGCUACCUUCAUUGCUUGAACAGUAAGAGAGCAAUUUUUCUGUUGUCAAGAAACUAUUUCCAGAUACUUAUGCAUAGGAAAAGUCAAUUUGAUUGAUUACCCGGAGCUAUUAAUACCCUUGACGCGUUUAAAAAAGAACCCACUAAAAAGUAGACAACAGAGCAAUCUUGAAGCUUCAAGCGAGGGAGUCACAACAGGGACACGAAGAUACUCAGCAGCGUCAUCGGAUUUUUGUAAUCAAUCUGCUAUACAUUUGAACCUAGCGAUCUCAGAAUAAAUCCUUAUUAACUCUGCUUUGGACAAGUAGAUUAGAUGUCGCAUGCUGCUUCAGGGGACCCAAGGACACUCGGCUAUCUGAUUCGUUAAUAGUUACCCUCUAAGGCGCCUUUUGGUAAUUUUUGAAUAGCUCGCCAGGUACUGAGAAGAUCUAAGAAGUCUUGGUGAUCGAUACGACUGAGAGGUCCGCGAUACAAGUACGCACAGAAGUCACACGUCCGAUAAACUGCCAUAACAGAAAACAAGCUAUGCUUGUAGUGGACAUGGAAUUCCGGCACUGCAUAUCAGUUAUACUGCUGUGUUGUAAAGUCAAGAUAUAUCUACAGUAAAAAGGAAAACCGCAAUAUGAACGCCUUAUUUUCCCUAUGCAUUCAUACGGUUAUGAUAUUUAUAACAGUAUCCUUCGCUGCUGAAAAAUCGGACAAGAAGGAACACACGGAGACAACACAGAGUCCGGCGUUUCAUGGUUUUUCUAACAAGGAUACAGCCUCGGAAAAAGAUCCGCGGAAUCCUGUCCCCGGUCAUGUUUCUGGGAGAGUUUACAGAAAUACAGUUGUCAAAAACGCAUCUGAAACAAAUAAUGACGAUGUCAAAGGGGGUUCCUGGACCGUAUAUCCCGAGGAUGAUUCUCCUUACGUCUCAUACAACGCUACUGCCACAGAAGUCGGAAAUUACCAACCAUUGUGGCUUCAACCGGACCACGUACACCACGGGGUCAGUGACACGCCGGCCAAGUCCAAGAAAGGCCGCCCAGUAAAAGUUUUGUACAUUGGGGGGUUCUUUGAGCUUUCAGGGGACCCUCGCAUGGCAGCUAUGGGACUGUCCGAAAAGGUCGCGGCCUUAAUGGCGAUAGACCACAUCAAUGAACAGGACAUUUUGCCGGGAUACGAGUUGAGGAUGUUCUAUGGCGACACAAAGUGUGACCCUGGUACGGGUGCUGACGCGUUCUACGACAUGGUCUACACAGAGCAGCUGAUGAUGUUGUUCGGGAGCUCGUGCAGUGACGUCACCAGCAUGAUUGGACAAAUUGUAGAGUACUGGAAUCUUCUCUUUGUGUCCCACGCUUCAUCCGCCCCUGCCUUGAGCGACAGGGAAACUUUCCCCACAUUCUACCGCCUGGCUGCGGCUGAUGUCUCCCACAACGCGGCGCAGAAGAAAUUCAUCCAACAUUUCAACUGGAACACCGUGGCUAUAAUACACGAAGAUCACGAGCAGUAUAAUUUGGCUGUCCACACUUUACAGAGCACCAUCGAGGCGGCAAACAUCAAAGUGGCCCUCACCACCAGUUUCAGGAUACAAGACUCAAACCUACCUGAUAAGAUGCGGCAAAUAAAGGACAAUGACAUAAGGAUAAUUAUUGGCAGUUUCUCGGAGGACAUCGCCUACCACGUGUUCUGUGAGGCGUACAGGCAACAGAUCUACGGGCUAAAAUAUGUGUGGCUUCUGGUUGGUGAUUUUACCAGCCAAUGGUGGGAGAAGUCGCAUAACUUCUCUGAUUGUACAGAGCAGGAACUUACAGAGGCAGUCAAUGGAUAUUUUGCGGUUAACAGCUUGAAUUUCAUCGUUGGCAACAGCAAGUCAACCUCCGGUUUGACCAACGAGAAAUUUGAGGCACAGUAUGACCAAAAGGCUAAAGAAUUGAACGCGCGAGUAACCAGAAGUGCGCAUGCGCCUCAGAUGUACGAUACUGUGUGGACGAUAGCAUUGACAUUGCAGGCAGCCGCCAACGCUUCCGGUGGUUUAGAGAAUUUCCGAUAUGAAAAUGGAACAGUUUGGAAAAGCCUGUUUUUUGAUAUCAUGGGAAAGCUUACAUUUCAAGGAGUUUCGGGUCCAGUCUCGUUCACCGACACAGGCGACAGGCGUGGCAUAUCUGCCUUCACCCGAUGUCAAAAUGGUGUCAUGACCUCAGUGGCGUUAUACUAUCCAAACAACGACACGCUGUCACUGAAUUGCAAGGAGUGUAAACCUCUUCUUUGGACAGAUGGCCGACCGCCUGCCGACAAAUACUCGGUUGUGAUUCAACGGUCUCUCAUUGACCCCGUGGCCUUCUACACCAUCAGUGCCUUGUGCGGGGCGGGCAUCUUUCUGGCGCUGGUGUUCUUGUUCUUUAACCUCCUGAAUCUCAGGCGAAGGUAUAUAAAACUGUCCAGCCCAAAACUUAAUAACGUAGCGGUGAUAGGGUGCAUAUUAGUGUAUUCCGCGGUUCUUCUGCUGGGAUUUGACGACGGGACGCUUAGCUCCAAAUUAUAUCCAACUGUCUGCACGGUGCGUGCGUUCCUGUUCGCUGCAGGAUUCUCUCUGGCGUUUGGCGCCAUGUUUACCAAAACCUACCGCGUCCAUCAAAUAUGUAUAGGUGCAGGGACAGGACUGGUGAAAAAUAAAUUAUUGAAGGACAAGCACCUGUUCUUCAUUAUCGGUGCCUUGCUGGUGUUCGACUCCGCCAUAGUGUCCCUUUGGGCUCUGGCAGACCCCAUGGUGCGGAACGAGAAAAAUAUAACAACAGAGCCCGCCCCAGAGGAUCCACACCGUAUCCUCUACGUCCGGCAACAUCUUCACUGCCACUCCCAGCAACAGAACAUUUGGCUUGGCGUCUUCUACACAUACAAAGGCCUUCUCAUGAUUUUUGGGACCUUCCUUGCCUGGUCUACCAGAAAGGUGAAGAUAGAGGCCCUUAACGACUCCAGGUACAUCGGUCUCAGCGUCUAUAACGUGGUGGUGAUGAGCAUCCUCGUUGUGGCAUUAACGGCUGUGAUACCGGACCAACCGACAUUGGCGUAUUGUAUAGCGUCUUCCAUCAUCAUCGUCUCUACAACGGUGACGCUGUGCUUAUUGUUUGUUCCUAAGAUCCACGCCCUGGUCAAGUCCAGCGGUAACCCGGUCAUCACGACGUCCGGACUGACCGUGGAAGCUGAGACAAGGCGACUGACCUGUGACGACAGCAAGGAGAAGCUGUUCAGAGCCGAGGUCCAGAAUAAGACGUUCAAGAGCGAACUUGCUGAGGUGGGGGCUCUUUGGAUCCAGUUUUCUGAUUGA
Molecule: messenger RNA, 3937 nt
Organism: Lingula anatina
Lineage: Eukaryota; Metazoa; Brachiopoda; Lingulata; Lingulida; Lingulidae
Product: gamma-aminobutyric acid type B receptor subunit 2
Biological process (GO): G protein-coupled receptor signaling pathway; gamma-aminobutyric acid signaling pathway
Cellular component (GO): membrane; G protein-coupled receptor heterodimeric complex
Molecular function (GO): G protein-coupled GABA receptor activity
Source: RefSeq, a predicted model, not a curated record